GGCGAGAGUUUCAGAAACAUGCAGACAAUACUGGCGAGAGCUUGAAAAACAUACACAUCUUGAAGACAGACGUGAAGACAGAUGUGGCGAUAACAUGCACGUACUCAGAGUGGCUGCACCAAGAACACAAGACACCCCCCAUGUUGCCGCUCCUGUUGCGCCCGUGUUGAAGACGUGCUUCGCCAAGUAUGACAGUGCAUCGCUGGAUGCAAUUGGAUGUGAGCCUAUUGUCAUUUGAUGACUGUCAAUCGGCCUGUCAAUCAAAUGGGAGCCGCCAGGAUCAGCCCAACAAUGACCUUCACCAGCAACACAACAAGCUAAGUAAAAUCGGCCACACCCGCCCGUGUCACGUCAGAUGAAGCAAGCCUCCUGAGUGGCUUGUCUUCGAAUCUCUUCACACACCUUGGUCACUCGAUGGAUGCUGCCGACCUCACUCUGACUGCUGGCGCAGCCGGCGUCCGCAUUCAAGCCGUUCCGACGACAGGACCUUCUCUGUCCAGUAGGCGAGCCAUUACCGAUUGAACGAAGAGCAGAUGCGGGCGUUCCAAUCAUCUGCAGCCACUUGCUUAACCACUACAAAGACCUGGGGGACAAUAAAUACAUCGCGCCAUUGCGCAUGACCGGCAAGGGCGGCACCUGCAAGACCGUCGCCAAAGCUGUACUGCAAUGCAGACAUUGGCUGUGUCUGGCGGCACUUACGGUGUGGCUGCAGAUAACAUCAAAGGCUCGACAAUCGAUUCGCUCCUGCACCUCUUCGAUGACUUCGAGAGCGACGAGAAGAGGCUGCGGCGCCAAGCGGUGAAGCAGCAGACAAUCGAUGGUGAGCAGCAGACAAUACAUGAUAGUCGACGAGAUCUCUUUCGUCAACCGCCAGAACCUUGACAAAGUCGAUGCGGCACCGAGGGACCUGCGCAAAAGCACCCAAGAAGGACAAAAGGGAUUGCGAUGAUUCGUUUCGUUUGGAGAGAGUAUGAUCCUGUGUGAAUUCAACCCUCCUCCUUACCAGACGAAGGCAACGAUUCCUCUUGCCAUCUGUGGCGCUGUCGAGAGUGACGUCCCUCGAAGACCUCCACGUUGCGCGGGACUUUGAUGAGAAGUGGCUGAGGCAAGAAUGGCCUGACUGCCUGCGUGAAGAGCUGGCCAAGCUCAACAAGCUGCAUGAACGGACACAGGAGAAACAUCCCGUCCACCACCAAACUGAACUGGCGCGUUUCGUGUGUCCAGUCAGUUGAUGCUUACUUGAUGCGUGCACGGGAUUAACGGAAAGCGCGUCAGCACGAGGAGUCCAUCAAGAAUGCAAACUAAAAACUAGCUGGCUGUCCCUUCCAUUCAAUCACUGCAAGCAUGCCAAAUGUAACCCUCUGCCCGACCACCCACCGAGUCCGUCAUAGAUCAUCAACCCUUGACAUAUAGAGUGCACAUAAGUGAUGCCCCUGGGGAAGUGGCCGUCAACCAGAGGUUCAAACGACGACGCACAAAGGGCGGGAUAGUUGGCACGGAAUAGCGCUGAGCUCGUGGGCUGGUGGGAGAUGUCGUGCACGUGAUGCUCGGAAGUGGUGGGUGCGGAAAUGAGGCCCCUGGGGAAGUGGCCGUCAACCAGAGGUUCAAACGACGACGCACAAAGGGCAGGAUAGUUGGCACGGAAUAGCGCUGAGCUCGUGGGCUGGUGGGAGAUGUCGUGCACGUGAUGCUCGGCAAUGGUGGGUGCGGAAAUGAGGCCCCUGAUGCUUACUUCCGUUAUGGAUCUUGCACUUUUUAGGAAGUUCGCGCCCAGAUAUACCCUUGACUUUGAGGAAAGGAAGCG
Vitrella brassicaformis is the source of this 1804-nucleotide messenger RNA. The record is from the annotation of a GenBank genome assembly. Lineage: Eukaryota; Vitrellaceae.